AUGUUAGCCACAGAUGAAUAUUUUCCAAGUCAAACUUUGAUCAUUCUAAAAUUGUUAGAAAACAAAUCUAUUCAUGACAUUGUUGAACUGAUCGAAGACAAUUAUAUUGAAGAAAAUAUUGAUGACUUUCAAGUUGGAGAUGAUUUUAUUGUUUUGAAAGGACGAUCACAUACGCUUUAUAUUUGUUAUCAGAAUGCAACUUCACAACGCUAUGAAGUAAGACCUCUCGAUUUUCAACAUGGUCAAAUUGAAUCCUUCUUUUCAUGUGGAUUUAAUUCGAUUGUGAUACAAGACAAGGCACAUCAAUAUUAUGUGGUCACUAUAGAUCCUUCAAGUGGAAAGAUCAAAAGUUUGGAUACCCUUUUGGAAUUGAGCAAAUUACUCUCAAAAAGACGGAAAAUUGAGCAAGUGGAGUGUUUGUUUUUCUCGGAGGAAGCUCAGCGUGUCUAUCCACUCGCCAUUUCCAAGAACCAUGAUAAAUUGUUAUAUAAAGGACCCUAUGGAAUUCCUGAUCGACGGUAUGGAGGAGAUUAUGUGGAAUCUUGUUAA
Messenger RNA from Naegleria fowleri, 549 nucleotides. RefSeq lists its product as uncharacterized. The coding region runs from base 1 to 549 and encodes 182 amino acids. The record is from RefSeq and is a predicted model, not a curated record. The transcript has a single exon. NCBI's taxonomy places the organism in Eukaryota, Heterolobosea, Eutetramitea, Acrasida, Naegleriidae.